Messenger RNA from Dovyalis caffra, 2187 nucleotides. NCBI's taxonomy places the organism in Eukaryota, Viridiplantae, Streptophyta, Magnoliopsida, Malpighiales, Salicaceae. The record is from the annotation of a GenBank genome assembly.
AUGUUAAAAGCAUUAGCUCCUGGGCUGCUAUUGAUUCUUCUACUCCUGAUAUCAGUGUCUGCGAACGACAACGGAUUUUCUCGAUGUAAUUGUGAAGAUGAGGGCAGUUUAUGGAGCAUAGAGAGCAUUCUUGAGAGCCAAAGAGUGAGUGAUUUCUUGAUUGCUGUGGCCUAUUUUUCAAUCCCUAUCGAGCUGCUAUACUUCGUUAGCUGCUCAAAUGUCCCAUUCAAAUGGGUUCUCUUCGAGUUCAUUGCUUUCAUUGUUCUCUGUGGAUUGACCCAUUUGCUCAAUGGCAUGACCUAUGGCCCUCACACAUUUCAGCUCAUGCUUGCCCUCACCGUCUUCAAGAUUUUAACUGCUCUGGUUUCCUGUGCCACUGCUAUUACCCUUUUCACUCUCAUUCCUUUGCUUCUCAAAGUGAAGGUGAGAGAAUUCAUGUUGAAGAAGAAGGCAUGGGAUCUUGAUCGUGAAGUUUGGAUUAUAACGAAACAGAAAGAAGCUGGGUUGCAUGUUCGUAUGCUCACUCAAGAGAUCCGAAAAUCGCUUGAUAGACAUACAAUUCUGUAUACCACCCUUGUUGAGUUAUCGAAGACAUUGGGGUUGCAGAAUUGUGCUGUUUGGAUGCCUAAUGAGAUCAGAACUCAGAUGGAUUUGACCCAUGAGUUGAAUAGGGGUAAUUAUUUGAGUUCUGAUAAUCUUUCAAUUCCAAUAACUGAUCCUGAUGUUGUUAGGAUCAAACGAAGUGAAGCAGUAAACAUUCUUAGGCCUGACUCCGCACUUGCUGCUGCAAGCCAUGGGGAGUCUGGUGAGCCAGGUGGACAACCCAGAUCCUGGACAAACCAGGAAGUAGAGAUAAUUAAGGUGGUAGCUGAUCAGGUGGCUGUGGCUCUCUCCCAUGCUGCAGUUCUUGAAGACUCCCAGCUCAUGAGGGAGAAGUUGGAGGAGCAAAACCGAGCUUUGCAGCAGGCCAAAAUGAACGCAAUGAUGGCAAGCAAAGCUAGGGGUGCAUUUCAGAAGGUAAUGAGUGAUGGGAUGAAGAGGCCAAUGCACUCGGUCUUAGGUUUAAUUUCAAUGAUACAGGAUGGGAAUUUGAGUGGUGAGCAACGAAUUAUUGUUGAUGCGAUGAUGAGGACUAGCAAUGUCCUAUCGACUUUGAUAAAUGAUGUGAUUGAAAUUUCAACUAAGGAUAGUGGAAGAUUUCCUUUGGAGAUCAGAUCUUUUGGGUUACAUGCCAUGAUCAAAGAAGCUGCUUGCCUUGCCAAAUGCUUGUGUGUUUAUAGGGGCUUUGGUUUUUCAAUUGAGGUGGACAAGUCCUUGCCGGAUCAUGUUAUGGGUGAUGAAAGGAGGGUCUUUCAGGUGAUUUUGCAUAUGGUAGGGAACCUACUUGAUCGCAACAAUGGAGGAGGGUCUGCAGUGCUUCGGGUUUUCUCUGAGAAUGGAAGUCAGGAGAGGAGUGAUCAGAGAUGGACAACCAGGAGACAAAGCUUGUCUGAUGGGGAUGUAUAUAUCAGAUUCGAAAUUGCAAUAAACAACAGUGGUUCUGAAUCAGAGGGCUCAACUUCAAUGUCACAACUCAGUGGUAAGAGGUAUGCUAGUGAUGGAGUUGAGGAGGGCUUGAGCUUCAGCAUUUGCAAAAAGCUGGUCCAUUUGAUGCAAGGUAAGAUCUGGAUGGUCCCCAAUUCUCAAGGUUUUGCUGAAAGCAUGGGGUUUGUUCUUCGGUUUCAGCUUCGGCCAUCCAUUGCAAUAGCCAUCUCUGAAUCUGGAGAAUCUUCAGAUCACCCCCAUUCCAAUUCUCUUUUCAGAGGCUUGCAAGUUCUAUUGGCUGAUGCUGAUGAUUUGAACAGAGCUGUAACUCGGAAGCUGCUUGAGAAGCUAGGUUGUACUGUUGCUACUGUCUCAUCUGGGUUUGAAUGCCUUAGUGCUAUUGGUCCAGCUGCAUCUUCUUUCCAAAUAGUUCUUUUGGAUCUUCAGAUGCCUGAGUUGGAUGGAUUUGAAGUUGCCGCAAGAAUCCGGAAGUUUAGAAGUCGAAGUUGGCCUUUGAUAAUUGCCUGUACAGCAAGUUCUGACGAUGAUGUGUGGGACAAAUGCUUGCAGAUUGGAAUCAAUGGAGUCAUUCGGAAACCAGUUGUUCUACAAGGAAUUGCCAAUGAGCUUCGAAGAGUCAUCCUGGCAAACAAAGUUGUUUGA